AUGGUGAAGAGGUGGAUAAAGGUUGUGCUGCGGUGGUGCACAAGGGCCAAAACUGGUUGGAGAGAAACUCAAGAUCGGCCAGCAGCUGCCGGUUGCUCGUGGGUUGGCUACCGGCUGCUUCAGCGAGGGAGGAAGGAGAAAAGGGUUGUGUUGCGGUGGCCGCCUGUAGAGGAGAACAAAAGCAACGCGGCCCGCUACUGCACAACAAAAUCCUUUACUACAUUCCGUGCAAGGCUUCACCUGAAGCGAUACGAAUUCCAUUUUGAUUUUGAAUUUGACAUUUAUGAGGAGUACACAAGUGAAAAUUAUAGAAACAUAGAUGUCAGUUUGACUUUAGAGGAUACCAUUAGCCAAAGUCAAUCAAUCUCACAGAAGGAAACAGUAGCUGAACCAAACCAAAAACAAACUUCAACACAACAAUCAAUAGUUUACAAGAGGGAAUUGCCAACACAGACCAUAAAGUUAAUUGUACAGCAAUUAACUUGUUUUUCUAAAGAACCAGAUAGACGUUUGCCAUGGGGUACAAUAAAAACAAUUGCAUUGCAACAUAAUACAUCUAGAUGGACAGUAGCAAGGCUGUGGGAAUCAGCCAAAACAACAAUGCAAAAUGGCAUUGUAGUUGAUGUUAAUAGUAGAAAAAGGGGAAGAGUUGGUAGGAAACCAAGAGUCUUUGACAUGACUCUGCUUAAUGUUGUUCCAAUUGAAAAGAGAACCACAAAUAGAGCAAUGACAAGUGCAUUGGGUAUUGGGCAUUCACAAGUUUAUAGAAGGAUGAAAUCUGGCAAUAUUAGACCACAUACAAAUUUAAUUAAACCAAAACUUUCUCAUGACCACAAAAUAAGAAGACUCAACUUUAUUCUAUCCCAAAUAAUACCACCUACUGUAGACAGCUUACCAAAGUUCAGUUUGAUGUAUAAUGUUGUACACAUCGAUGAUAAAUGGUUCUACAUGAGUAGGAAAACACAAAGAGACUUAUUAUGCAAUGAGAAGGUCAGAAAACAGACCAGGAAGUACACCACAGUUAAAGUUACACGAGAUGUUCUUCGAGACAAACUAAUCAAUGAAGUUCUACCAGCAAUCAGAUUGAAAUGGCCAGCAAAUAGAGUCAAAGAUAUUUGGAUUCAACAAGAUAACGCCAAGCCACAUAUUUUAGCAAAUGAUCAAGCAUUCAAUAAAGAAGCUAACAAAGAUGGAUUUAACAUAAGACUAGUUUGUCAACAGGCAUCCAGCCUAGAUAUGAACAUCUUAGAUUUGAGUUUGUUUAGUGCACUACAAUCAAUUCAAUUCAAGUCAUUCCCGAAAGACCUCAAUGAUUUGAUCAAGGCGGUUAAUGAUGCAUACGACACUUUUGAACCAAAACUUUUGAACUACACGUGGAUACAAUAUCAACUAUGCAUGAUAGAGGUGUUGAAAGCUAGAGGUGGUAAUAAUUACAAGAAUCCACACAUUGGAAAACAAAGAUUGGACAGGUUGGGUAUGUUGCCAAGACAAUUAGAAAUUCCUCAAGAACUUAUAGAUGCAGCACGUCAAUUUUUAUCUCAUGGUAUAAUUAAUCUCAAUGAUCUUCCACAAGAUGAUUGA
Messenger RNA from Amaranthus tricolor (Joseph's coat), 1581 nucleotides. RefSeq lists its product as uncharacterized. Gene Ontology annotation, molecular function: nucleic acid binding. The record is from RefSeq and is a predicted model, not a curated record. The coding region runs from base 1 to 1581 and encodes 526 amino acids. NCBI's taxonomy places the organism in Eukaryota, Viridiplantae, Streptophyta, Magnoliopsida, Caryophyllales, Amaranthaceae. The transcript has 4 exons.